AUGGAUGCCCUCAAGAAUCUCAGCACAAAGUACCUGAAUCUAAACUUCGAUGAUGAUCGCCACAUCUUCCACAACACUGAUCACUGGGCUAUCGCACCACAACCCAAAGGGAUCCUCUACCCAGAAUAUUAUGACAUUCUUGUCAAUUGGCGUACUCCUCUUACAGUCGCAGCUCUUUAUGUCCUCAUGGUUGUACUCUUAAACCCCAAGGAAGGCAAGGUUUCUAGAGUGGUUGCAGCGGACAACGCCCAGCAGGAAUUGUCCCAGUCUUCGCCUUUUAUGACAACUUUGGUUUUUGUCCACAAUGCCAUCCUCUGUAUUUAUUCUGGUUGGACAUUCUACGGCAUGUUCUUUGCCUGGAAGGAAGUCUUUACCACUCACUCUUUCAUGGAUGCUGUCUGCGACACCGAUGGUACAUUUUGGGGCACCCUCGGUUUUUACUCCUAUUACUUUUAUCUCUCCAAGUACUAUGAAAUCCUUGAUACAAUCAUCAUUUUACUCAAGGGUCGUCGCUCCUCACUAUUGCAGACCUAUCAUCAUGCUGGUGCAAUCAUCACAAUGUACUUGGGCUACAAUUAUCGUGCUCAUCCUAUCUGGAUUUUCACCACUUUUAAUUCCUUUGUGCACACAAUCAUGUAUGCAUAUUAUGCCGCGACAUCCGUAGGUUUGAAACCCCCUGGCAAAAAAUACCUUACUUCGAUGCAAAUCACCCAGUUCUGGACCGGAAGCGCUCUGGCUCUCUGGUACGAAAUUGGUGCUCCCGAAGGUUGCUUCUCAAACCCUGGAUCACGUUUUGCCAUUUGGGCCAACCUAUCCUACGUAUUCCCAUUGACUUUCCUCUUCCUUGCCUUUGCCAGAAAAAUGUAUGGCGAUCGUGGCAAGAAAACUAAAGUUAUUAAUAAGACUGCUCAGUUCAAAAAAGAGAACUAGUUAGAAAAGCUGAGAAAGUAAACAAAUAAAAAUAAUAAUCG
Molecule: messenger RNA, 971 nt
Organism: Lobosporangium transversale
Lineage: Eukaryota; Fungi; Mortierellomycota; Mortierellomycetes; Mortierellales; Mortierellaceae
Product: ELO family
Exons: 5
Coding region: 1-930 (309 amino acids)
Biological process (GO): very long-chain fatty acid biosynthetic process; fatty acid elongation, polyunsaturated fatty acid; fatty acid elongation, saturated fatty acid
Cellular component (GO): endoplasmic reticulum membrane
Molecular function (GO): fatty acid elongase activity
Source: RefSeq, a predicted model, not a curated record